Molecule: messenger RNA, 2593 nt
Organism: Solanum lycopersicum (tomato)
Lineage: Eukaryota; Viridiplantae; Streptophyta; Magnoliopsida; Solanales; Solanaceae
Product: nuclear intron maturase 3, mitochondrial
Biological process (GO): homing of group II introns; mitochondrial mRNA processing
Cellular component (GO): mitochondrion
Molecular function (GO): RNA-directed DNA polymerase activity
Source: RefSeq, a predicted model, not a curated record
AUAAAGUAAAGAAAUAAAAUAUGUUGGGAAAAGAGGGAAGGGAAACAAAUUUCUUCCGCACAUUGAACAAUUCGUCGUCGGUGAUUUUCCCGUCGUGAUCCUCGUCGGAGAAAUCAAACUCAUCUCUCAUCUUCCGCCGCCGGCGACGGCGGCAGCUUCUCAAACGCCGAGCUGAUAGUUUCAACAUCAGUUUUUCUUUACUCGGAGGCGAUUUACAGCAGAGCGAACGUCAAAUUUUAAACUGAAAAUGCUCAGAAGAACUACACUGUACUUUACUUCCAAGAUUACACUUUUCUCACUUCCAAAACUCCACCUUUCAACCCUUUCUCCUUCAUCUUCACCCUUUUACCAAAACCCCACAAAAAUCCUCUCUCAAUCAGAUAUCAAAAACCUCGUUCUCUCCCAGUAUCACCAUGGCAAGUUUCACAAUCUCCUCCAAAACGUCGUCGCUUUACCCUCUUUCCUUCUCACAGCUUGCCACAAUCUCAAACCAAAUGACAAGAAUACCCUCACUCUUGAUUUUGUCUCAACUCAUUUUUUCUCACUUCAAGAGCUCUCUUAUCACCUCUCUACGAAUCAAUUUGAUGUCAAAGUUUGUGGCUUUACUAUCCCUCCAUCUUCAGUUAAAGGUAAACCACUUGUGCUUCCUAAUUUGAAGCUUAAAGUAGUUAUUGAAGCUAUAAGAAUGGUUCUUGAAUCUAUAUAUAAUGAUAGAUUUGUGACAUUUUGUUAUGGUGGACGUGUUAAUAUGGGAAGACAUACCGCUAUUCGUUACCUUAAGAACUCUGUUGAGAACCCAAGUUGGUGGUUUACUGUUUGUUUGAAUACUGCAAAAUUUGAAAAUAAGCAUGUUGAUAGGUUGUGUAGGGUUAUGGAAGAGAAAAUUAGUGAUGAGGCAUUGAUUGGUUUAAUAGAAGUGCUGUUUGAGUCUGAAAUAGUGAAUAUUCAAUUGGGUGGUUGUUGUUUAGGUAGAGGGCUUCCUCAAGAAUGUGGAUUGAGUUCAAUUUUGAUUAACAUUUACUUUAAUAGUUUCGAUAAGGAGAUUCAAGAACUAAGGCUUAAAACGAGUCGGGAGAAUCCGAGAGUUGAUGCUAAUGACUUUGCUGAGGGAUAUCAGGGGAAUGCUUUCUAUAAGCCGUUGAAGAUAUAUGCAGUUAGGUGUUUGGAUGAGAUAUUGGUUAUCACGUCGGGGACAAAGAUGAUGACUUUGGAUUUGAAGAGUAGGCUUGUGCAGAUUCUUGAGAGAGAUAUGGAAUUCGGUAUUGAUAAGGUUAAGACUGUUAUUCAUAGUGCUACUUCUGAGAAGAUUGAAUUUUUGGGGAUGGAGCUUCAGGCGGUUAAGCCGUCUGUCUUGCACCCACCAAUGUCACAAAAGGCGAUCAGGGCGAGGAAGAAGUACCUCCGGCAGAAAGAAGUUAGAGCUUUGGAGUUAAGAAAUGCUAAAGAGAGUAACAGAAAGAAAUUGGGAAUGAAGAUAUUCAGUCAUGUAUUUAAGAAAAUGAAGCGGGCCAAUGGUUUCAAAACUGAUUUCCAGAUUGAGAGUGAAGUCAACCAAAUCUUUGAUUCUUGGGCUGAAGAGGUAAUGCAAGACUUUUUGGAAUCUGUCGAUGAUCGUUGGGAAUGGCACCGGAUGCUCUCAUCUGGUGACUUCCUUUCUUUGAAAAGGAUCAGAGAUCAACUGCCCCGUGAACUUGUAGAUGCUUAUGACAACUUUCAAGAGCAAGUUGACAGGUACAUAAAUCCCAUCAAAGCAAAAAGGAUGUUAGAGGAACAAGCAAAGAUAGCAGAGGAAGAAGAGGAGCGGAAAUACUCUGAUCAGACUGUGGCAGAUCUGACAAAGUUAUGCAUAAAAGUUGAGGCGCCCUUAGAAAUUGUUAAGAAGGCAGUCAAACUGAUUGGAUUUACAAAUCAUAUGGGCCGUCCUAGGCCGAUUAGUUUACUUAUGGUUCUUGAAGAUGCUGAUAUCAUCAAGUGGUAUGCUGGUAUUGGGAGAAGGUGGCUUGAUUUCUUUUGCUGCUGCCACAACUUCAGAAAGUUGAAGAUUAUAGUAUCUUAUCAUUUAAGAUUCUCGUGCAUCUUGACUUUAGCAGAGAAGCAUGAAUCCUCAAAGAAGGAAGCAAUCAGACAUUACACCAAGGAUCUGAAAGUUUCUAAUGUUGAUGGGGUCGAAAAAAUGUAUUUUCCCACAGAAAGGGAAGUCAAAAUGAUGGGAGAUAACGUUCUCAUUGAUCCAAAUCCCGUGGAUGGUUCUCUAGGGAUGACGUUGAUUAGAUUAGCUUCUGAUGAGCCCUCUUACUGUUGUGCUGCUCAUUUUUGUGACAGAAGAGAUACUAUUGUCUACCGAAUUAGAUUACUUCAGAAUGUUCUUAAUUUGGAUCCUUGGGUUCCAGGAAUGGGUGCUAUACAUGAGAAUUUGAAUAAGAGAUGCAUCCCUUUAUGCUCUGACCAUAUUAGUGAAUUGUACUUAGGUAGACUAACUUUGCAAGACACUGAUUUUGCUUCUCUUUUGCAUGUGGAUUAGUUGAUGUAUUGUCAGAAUGAACAUCAAGAAUGCUAUAUAUUACUAAGGAUCAUUUCUCAAGUCAACAAGUAA